Tinamus guttatus (white-throated tinamou) is the source of this 280-nucleotide messenger RNA. The record is from RefSeq and is a predicted model, not a curated record. NCBI's taxonomy places the organism in Eukaryota, Metazoa, Chordata, Aves, Tinamiformes, Tinamidae.
AUGACCCGUCUGCCAGGCAGGCGGGCGGCCGGCACUCCGGUCCGCGGCCCGUCCGACGAGGCGCCCGGCACCCCCGCCGAGGAGCAGGGCGGCAUCCCCAUCCCCAGCGCCGGGCUGCUGCACGUGGCCGAGCGGAGACAGCCGCUGAGCAGCGUGUCCUCGCUGGAGGUCCAUUUCGACCUGCUCGACCUCACCGAGCUCACCGACAUGUCGGACCAGGAGCUGGCCGAGGUCUUCGCCGACUCCGACGAGGAGAGCGCGCCCGGCGACGCGCCCGGCG